Messenger RNA from Stylophora pistillata, 2243 nucleotides. Its product is annotated as death domain-containing ATP nucleosidase. The record is from RefSeq and is a predicted model, not a curated record. Gene Ontology annotation, cellular component: cytosol. Lineage: Eukaryota; Metazoa; Cnidaria; Anthozoa; Scleractinia; Pocilloporidae. Gene Ontology annotation, molecular function: methylthioadenosine nucleosidase activity; adenosylhomocysteine nucleosidase activity. Gene Ontology annotation, biological process: nucleoside metabolic process.
AUCGUGCCCAUAUAAAUAGCAAGUUUGAUGCCCUUGAAACUUGUUGAUCUAUUUGUAAGCUUUGGCACAAGCAAGACUGAUAGGAAAAGGUAAACUAUGGCAGACACUAACACUAAUGGAAAUAGAAAUCCCACAACAAGCAAUCAAGUGAAUCCACCAAAGUUAGAUCCGGAACUUAAAGUUCUAAAAGAUGAAGAUCUCCCGACGGAGACAAAGCUUUGGAAAGACACCAAAAAAGACAUCCUACCGGUCGAUUUUCUUUUGUUGACGGUGAGGGACUUUGAAUUCCUUGGCUGUCUGACUUUUCUUAAAGAUCUUGAGAAGAGUUAUCAAAAAAAUCUUGGCUACGUACACUUCGGAGCUGUCGGUAAUGGCGAGAAGAAAAUGAAGGUCGCAGUGAUGAAAAGCCAGAUGGGCGCCAGCGGUGUAGGUGCUGCGGUGAUUACCGUCCGGAACGCGGUCCCAAUUUUAAGGCCCAGAGCAGUCUUUUAUGUAGGUAUCUGUGCCAGUUUGAAGAAGGAGAAACUAAAGUUAGGUGAUGUGGUCGUAUGCCGAAAAUUAGCAACCUACUCCUCCAUAAAAAGGACGGAAAAAGGGAUCGAAAAUCGAAACGUCGUGGUUCCUAUUAGUAAGAAUCUGUUGAACUUCAUCAAAAAUAUUACAGAUGGAUGGAAACCACCUUUAGAGAACCCAGCCAGUCAGGAUGUGAAGGUUUGCAAAGAAGGCGUGUUUCUGAGUGGGCCUGAGGUGGUUGAUAGCAAAAAACGACGUGAUGAACUAAUCAGACGUACAUCUGUAGCUACAGCUAUUGAGUGUGAAGGGGAAGGUCUUUUUGCAGCCGCCUACGACCUCGACAUUGAAUGGUGUGUCAUUAAGGGCGUUUCAGACUAUGCAGAUGGAAAAAAAUCCGAAACUGACUCUUGGAGACAAUUCGCCAGUAUUAUGGCAGCCUCUCUCGUCACGCACGCUGUGAAGGAUGUCAAUGUUUUUGAGUCCUGGCCUCACUUUGAAGAUGAAGAUGAUUCGGAUGAUGAAGACAGUUCUCCCCGAAAGAGACGACGGUCCUCAUCUCGUUCUUCCAGCUCAGACUCUAAGAGAAACAAAGGGACAGCAGCUUUUUCGAUUCAAGACUGGUGCACCAUAUUUUGACGAGUUAGACGCUCUGUCCCGGAAACUUAGCAAAAAAUGGGAGAACCUAUCAGAACGACUGGGAUUCGACCCAAGCGGCGAAAUAGAUGCCUUUAAAAAACAUAAAGGGCUGGCAAAUAAGGCUUACGGUAUGUUAAGGGCUCGGAAACAAAGGAAAGGCAAAGAUGCCACUUACACAGAGUUGUACAAUGCCUUGUCAUCAUUUGGUGGGAUUGAUGUAAACUUCAAGCAGAAGAGUUUUGUUGCAAUUGGAGUGCAGGGAAUGACUCUGUAGCCCUCUAUUGCAAAAGAUGGAGGCUUUUCAAAAUUGCUUCCUCUGCCUUUUUAAGUUUAUUUUCCAUCAAUCUAGUACUUUAUCGAGCAUCUCUGUCAACAAAUAUUCGUGCUUAGAAAGUCAUUAAUUUUUCUUGCGCUCGAAGACAGGGAAAAACAUUACCUCAAAGAAUAGAUAAGUAUUCCUUUUUUUGAUAGAAAAAUCGUUGUUUUAACGAAAAUAACAUUGAUGUUAGAAAUCAGUCAGAUGUGCUAAGAACAAUCCAGGCCUGAAGCGUCUUUAUACCUCACACCCCGACAUUAGGGUGCGCUUUCUCUUAAUUUUUUUCUACGCAUUUCCUGCAGAACUGACAAAGAGAAUACGUCUAACAAUCAAGAGCUUUUUAAGUUGAUGAUCAUUUCCUUUAUUCUCGUGACCUUAAUUUUUCAUUCAGGAGUGAUACUAUAUGGAGAAAAUAAAUUCUGGCACUGUUUGGGUUAAAGGAUUAAUCAUUGUGGCGAGCGGAAAAUAGUUUAUGAAGGUUUCACCUCAUUGCACAUUCAUCCCUUACAACUCUUGCGAGUUCGCCGCCAGAAAUAAAACAUUUUCGCUCACGCCUAUGCCAGUUCGCCCCCACCGAUACCUUUGAUCAUUUCACUCCAAAUGUAGAACACAUUCUUUUUCGGUCGAAAUCAUGACAGAUUUCGAUCAACGUGCAAUUAAUUUUACAGCAGUUUUACAUAGAGAAUAAUACAUGGGUCGGUGCACGUAGAUGGGGAAUUUCUCUUCAAGUGUUUCACUCGAUAUUCCACGAGUGUGCAAAUAAAAUCAUGUUAUAGUU